Messenger RNA from Cololabis saira (Pacific saury), 1484 nucleotides. RefSeq names its product growth arrest and DNA damage-inducible protein GADD45 beta-like. Gene Ontology annotation, cellular component: cytoplasm; nucleus. The transcript is spliced from 4 exons. The coding region runs from base 116 to 577 and encodes 153 amino acids. The record is from RefSeq and is a predicted model, not a curated record. Gene Ontology annotation, biological process: regulation of cell cycle. NCBI's taxonomy places the organism in Eukaryota, Metazoa, Chordata, Actinopteri, Beloniformes, Belonidae.
CUGCACAACGCUGCUGCAGAAGACGCUCCGCGAUCAUAUUUGGGAAUAUUCACGCAGAAAAAAGGGAUUGUUGUCAAGUUUGCACACACCGGAAUUCAUUUCUGAAAUUGCAAACAUGAUUCCCGAGGAAAGCUUUGGCUCCGUGGAGAACAGGAUGCAGUCUGCUGGCUUGGCUCUGGAGGAGCUGCUGGUUACGGCUCAGGAACAAGAUUGUUUGACUGUUGGCAUCUAUGAAUCCGCCAAAGUUCUCAAUGUAGAUCCAGAUAAUGUGGUCCUGUGUGUCCUGGCCGCUGAUGAUGAGGAUGAUGUUGCACUGCAGAUCCACUUCACAUUGCUUCAGUCCUUCUGCUGCGACAGCGGCAUCACCAUCCUGCGCGUCUCCGGGGUGCAGCGCGUCCGGCAGCUUCUGGGUGCCGAAGAUGCCAACAGAAACCAGGAGGAGUGGGGAGACCUUCACUGCAUGCUGGUUACGAACCCUCAAGUGGACCACUGCAGAUUACAAGAAGUGGGGACGUACUGCUUGGAGAGUCGACGUCUUAAUCAGUGGGUGCCCAAACUGGUCCUGCAGGAACGCUGAAGCGUCUGCAUCUCCAAAAUACCCACAUCCCUCUGGGUGCACAUACCAAUGAAAUGAAGGAUAAUAAUGCCCAAGCAGCGAUGGUCCAGAGUGAACUCUGCCCAGUCGACUGUCCAGACUGAUGACAAGCAGGAGACAGAGUCUCUCUCACAGUUGGACUGCAAACUGGUUUCUAAAAUGUUGAGUUGUGUGUGUGAAAGGUAAUGACUGAGAAGCAGAUUGAUGUUACAUCACUUUUAGAAAAACACAGUCUUAAGCUUCCUGGGUUUCUGUUUGGGUACUUUAAAUGUCUAAGGGCUUUGACGUUGAAUAGUAGAGGAGCAAAAGCUUUUGUAGUAACUUCUCCACACCUUGUUUGAUACGUAGAGGUGUCUUUACUGUCUGGGCAGAAACGUUUUAAUAAGAAACUACCGCACACUCCACAUUCCAGCAAUUUUUUUCUGAUUCGGGAGAGUCUCUGAAGAGGUGGUGUGUGUGAAUGCGUGGCAUGCAUGUACAAUACUCGUGUCAUUCUUUAGAAAUAAACGGGUGUGCAGGGCGUGCAUUCCUGAAAUUAGCAGCUGAACCUGCUGCAGAGGAGUUGUCACCAUGGAAACUGAAAUAGAAAUGAUAAAGGCACACAGGACUUGCUGGCAUUAGGAGACCACAAAAAAAAAAAACGGGCUCAGAACAGAACCUGAUGAAUUUUCUUUUCCGAUGCAACAGGGUACAGGAUGAACUGUGUUGUGUGACCACAACAAGUUAGCUUUAAAUUACUUUUAUCAGGAAUAAGAGAAAGGAGGAAAAACAGUCUGGAUAUUUGUGCCUUUUUUUGAUACAGAUAUAAAGUAGUUUUAACAUUAAUUUAUUAAAUGCAUCUGUUGUAUUUGCAUCCUUUUUUUUUUUUUUGCUCAUGUUUUGUACUCUG